Harmonia axyridis is the source of this 1834-nucleotide messenger RNA. Its product is annotated as ionotropic receptor 75a-like. Gene Ontology annotation, cellular component: membrane. The transcript has 7 exons. NCBI's taxonomy places the organism in Eukaryota, Metazoa, Arthropoda, Insecta, Coleoptera, Coccinellidae. The record is from RefSeq and is a predicted model, not a curated record. The coding region runs from base 67 to 1560 and encodes 497 amino acids. Gene Ontology annotation, molecular function: ligand-gated monoatomic ion channel activity.
CAAAGGAAGCACUUGAAAUAUAAACAGAAGUGGUUGAUUUUUGUACACAAUAGUGAAGAUUUUUCGAUGCCUCAGUUGGAAGAUGUUGAACUUAGAUUCGAUUCCGAUGUUAAACUAGUUUUUUGGUCAACCGAAAGAAUUGUCGGUAUAUACGACGUUUACAACACUGGAUUUAAAAGGAAUGGUUCAUUGGUACAAAGUUAUUACGGUUACUGGAAUAAAAGUACAAAUACGGUGUAUGUUGAUGAUACCAUGGAAAGGUAUCACAAAAAGUCUGUUUUAUCUGGGGUUGUUUUGCAUUCAAGUACUGUUGUUACAAACCCUGAGGCGACAAAAGACUAUAACAAUUAUUUAAUGGAGAGUAAACCAACGGAUUUCAUUUCCAAAUUUAGUUAUCCCAUAUUCAUUAACUUUCAGCAGAUGCACAAUUUCACCAAUAUUCUCUUAGUUCAAGACAAAUGGUUCGGCAAUGAAGUAGCUGGAUUGGAAGAUGGAGUAGCUAAACACCUCCAUGAAGAAAUUAGCGAUCUGUCUAGUGUGGUUGGACUGAUUAAGAAAGACAGAGUGAAGUUUUUCGACUUCGUGAAUCCAAUGUAUCGUUUCGGCACAUCUUUCAUGUUCCGCAAUCGAGGAACCCACGACUUAUGGGAGAACGAGUUCUUGAAGCCAUUCACUACAAAGGUUUGGUUAUCUAUAGUAGUUGUCUUGACGUUGUUGAGUGUAUUCCUGAAGAUCACCAACUGGAUCGAAACCAUUUUGAUGAAAGCCAAUGGUUCUUAUUCGUUUUUCACUGCUAUUUUGAUAACGGUGUCGGUGAUAUGCCAACAAGGAUCUUAUAUAACCCCUUCAAGGCUGACCAGCAGAUUCCUCUUCUUCAUGAUUUUGAUCCUGUCUUUUCUUCUCUACAACUACUACACUUCAAGUAUUGUCUCAGCUCUUCUCAACGCAAAACCGCGAGAACCAACAUCGUAUAAGGAUUUGAUAAGGAGCGGAUUGGAACUCGGCAUACAGAUGGCGCCCUACACCUUUACCAUUUUCGAGACCAAUAUGAAUCCCGAUAUUCAAGCUAUUAGGAAGUUGGUUUUUCCGGAUAGGGGAAAACCUCACGUAUGGAACGUAACAGAUGGUAUCGAGAAAAUUAGAACUGGACCUUACGCCUACCACAUGGAGUCUUCAAUCGGAUACUUCCUUAUUGCGAAAACUUUCGACGCCGGAGCUAUUUGCGAAUUAUCCGAUAAAAUAGCACUUAUCCCAGCAUCCUACCUUUCUUUCUACCUGAAAAAAGAUUCGCAAUACAAGAAUCUGCUGAAAAUUAGCUUGAGGAAAAUGGAAGAGACAGGUCUCGUGCAUAGAUACCGCCUCAUUUGGGAAGAAAAGAAGCCUCCUUGCUUUUCAAACGCAAUUCUGUUAUCUGUUGGAUUGGAUCAAACUUUCAUAGCCUUCUUCGUACUGUUUGUUGGAUUGGCGAUUUCCGUAACGCUCUUAGUUUUCGAGAGAUGGUACUAUCAUCACCGAAAAUCGCCUAUGGAAAGGGCUAUACCAAAACCCUCAUUCGAUUAAAACUACUGGAAAUACAUGUAUGUAGUAGCACCAGUGCAACAAUACUAAAAUCACAGAGCAAUGUAAGGUAGUCCUCAGGAAGGAUUAUUGAUCACACUUUUUUAGUUUGGUGUUAUUGAAAUUUGAAAUCUAGUACGCUUUAAAAAAUAGGUCAAGUUUCACUAUACAGGAGGGCCGAGCUAUAAAAUUUUGAGGCUUAAAAUAGGGCUUUCAGUAAAGUUACAAAUAUUUUUCCCUAGGAACACCCCUUUUGUUUUCAAUAUGUUAUAGUAAG